Beta vulgaris subsp. vulgaris (sugar beet) is the source of this 639-nucleotide messenger RNA. Its product is annotated as NADH dehydrogenase [ubiquinone] 1 beta subcomplex subunit 7. NCBI's taxonomy places the organism in Eukaryota, Viridiplantae, Streptophyta, Magnoliopsida, Caryophyllales, Amaranthaceae. The transcript is spliced from 2 exons. The record is from RefSeq and is a predicted model, not a curated record. Gene Ontology annotation, cellular component: mitochondrion. The coding region runs from base 68 to 361 and encodes 97 amino acids.
AUACUUACCAACACUCUAGUCUGUAGAAACAAAACACAGAAGCCGCAAGAGGAAGAGGAGAGAGAAAAUGGAGGUGCCAGGAUCAUCGAAGAAGAUGAUAGCAACACAAGCAGAAAUGGUGGAGAACAAGGUUCCUCUUGCUUACAGAGAUCAAUGCGCGCAUCUUCUGAUCCCCCUCAACAAAUGCAGGCAAUCGGAGUUUUAUCUUCCUUGGAAAUGUGAAAAUGAGCGCCAUUCUUACGAGAAGUGUGAGUAUGAACUUGUCAUGGAACGUAUGCUUCAGAUGCAGAAGAUGCGUCAAGAUCAGAAGAAUCACCAAAAUCAAUCAAUCCCUCUUAUUCCAAAAACUGCUAAUGCUUAGCUUCGAUUUCGAUUCUUUUUCCGUUUUCAAUUGGGCAUCUUUUUGAUGGGUUUCUGGGUUCACUUUGAUCGUCAUUCCUGUCUACUUGGUUUUAUGUACCGCUCGGACCUGUUAUCAUGCUGGAUUUGAGAACCUUGAUGAAACGAUUGUUUUCUCUUAAUCCAUCUUACAAUAAGUUCAUGUUUAACAUGGUUGUUCAGAAAAAUUUUAAGCUUCUUAUGCUUCUCUGCUUACACUAAUUAGUUUUAUGAAACAGAUCCGGGGACUAUCGAUUUCAA